Molecule: messenger RNA, 2272 nt
Organism: Owenia fusiformis
Lineage: Eukaryota; Metazoa; Annelida; Polychaeta; Sabellida; Oweniidae
Source: the annotation of a GenBank genome assembly
GAUAUAUAUAAAUUGCUAGCUUUUCUUAAUUUCAUUUUGAGUUUUGAAACUUUUCUUUUUUGUUGAAUUUAUCGUUUUUAUACAAUAUCGCAAAGAAUGGAAGAGCAGUCAUGUCCGAGAUGUGGUACAAACAAGUAUCGGAAUCCAAAUAUGAAGUUUCUGGUGAAUGUUUGUGGACAUUCUAUAUGUGACAAUUGUGUGGAAGUGUUAUUUGUGCGUGGAUCAGCGGCCUGUCCUGCAUGUAAAAUUCCACUUAGACGAACAAACUUCAGAAUACAGUUCUUUGAGGAUUCAUCUGUGGAAAAGGAAAUGGAUAUUAGGAAAAAAAUACUCAGAGAUUACAACAAACAAGAGGAAGAUUUUCCAACACUAAGGGCUUACAAUGAUUACUUAGAAGAUAUUGAAACCACAAUUUUUAAUCUAGCUAAUGGAGUAGAUGUUGAGGAAACCAAGAAAAAAAUUGAACAAUAUAAAAAAGAGAACAAGGAUACAAUACGCAAAAACCAGUCUAAAUUGAGUAGGGAUGAAGAACUGAUAGAGGCUUUGAUAGAGGAAGAAAGGGAGCUUCAGGAAUCACAUAGGAAUGACAUGAAGCAAGAAGAAACCAAAGAAAAAACUAGAAAAAUACAAAACAAAGAGGCGUUAAUUGAUGAACUGAUGUUCUCUGAAGCCCCAGCCAACUAUAUCCUAGCCAGUCAUAAAGCUGAGGUUGCUAGGCAACGGGAAGAUGAGGAGGAAGAGGCUCCAUCUUUACCUAAAGCUAGAACUACAAUGUUUUCAUCUGGAAUUAGAGUAGGUCAACAGCGUGGCGACACAUUCCCAAGCACUGUACCAAUAGAGGCUGCCCUCUACAUAUACUCCCCUCUUUCAAUACAAUACUGUGGUCCUGAUGUGCCAGAUACACCCGCUAUGCUGCAAAAUGGGUAUUUAAAUCACAUGAGAGAGGCCUCCCAGGCAGACAGGGGAGGAGGUUAUGAGGCUAAGGUGGGAUGUAGCCGUGCAGUACAGGAAGCUUUAUGUGGACUUUUCUAUACCUACCAGGAACCAGAGUCUCAGGCUCAAGAGUCCUCCAGCUCAAGUAGUCCUAGCAGUUCACACAUGGAGAUGGAGAUUAGCUGAUGUAUGUAAUAUAGGACUUAUAGGACAUAAAUCACUGGAACUCUCUUAAUAUGCAGCUCCACGAAAUCUUCACAUUGAAGUUUGUUUAUUAACAACUAAGGUGGGCCAAUCAACUAAUUGACCACAUUUUCUUGGUGUGAUUUGCACUGGACUGAGAAGUCGUGUUCACUUCGAGGAUAGGAGUAUGACAUGUUUUUAUGAGUGAAUGGAAAACCUGUCACAUGUGGCGUGUUGGUGGCAUAUAAUAGCUAGUGGUUCAUAAUCAGUAUCCAUAGCAAUAGGGAAGAUGAAUGAAAAUAAGUGGCAAAAUUAUUGAAAAUUAGAAUAAUAUUUUCAUAUGGAAAGAGAAAAUUCCUAAAACGGGAAAUUUUGGUAAAAAUAACCAGAUUAAGUUGAGUGUUGAUUGGUAAUGUUGAGAACCUAUUAUAUCCCUGAAUAGCUUGAUUAGAUAGAGCACUGGAGAUGAAAGGGGAAUUACCACUCCAUAUUGGUGAAAUGAAAAUUUGUCAACAAAUAUUUAUUAAAUAAGUUCAAAAACCAUCAAUUUGUAACCAUGCCAUAUGUCAAAUUACCAACUGGUCAUGUGACAUUAAUUGUCAAAUCAAAAUACAGCAUUAUAGUUUAAGAUGCAAUAAACAAGCUAUUAUUAUGCUGUUAUUUUGACUUUAAUACUUUGGUUUGUAUUAACACAAAUAGGAUAUUAAUAUUGCUGAACCAAACCAAACCAACAUAUAGAUGGUUUGACCUGAUCACCCAAAGUGAUGAACACCCAAAGAGAUAGAAGAUGUAUCGGUAAUAUAAUUUCGAACAUAUUAAAUGGCUCUAACUUCAACAAUUAGUUCAGUUUACACAAUUUAUGUAUUGAAAUGUGCAUAAAAGCUAAGUAAUAUCAAAUUGACCAUCAAAUAGAGUAAAAUUAGAGAAACUGGCAAAAUUUUUAAAUUGCUUUGACAUUCAAUGUAGGUUAAUUAGCUAUUAGGUCAACUAUGAACAAACAUCAACAUUUAAUGAUUCAUUGAUGGAUAUCAAUCGACACAAGGGUAUCAUUAGAUACCUGUUGAUCAACAUAUAUUUACAGAAGUAGAAAAUUGUUGUCUGCAGCUAGAUAUAUGGAUGAGCAAGUUGGACAGGGUUUGGAUGAAACUUGGAAAUA